This is a messenger RNA of Symbiodinium natans, 1329 nucleotides long. The record is from the annotation of a GenBank genome assembly. NCBI's taxonomy places the organism in Eukaryota, Dinophyceae, Suessiales, Symbiodiniaceae.
AUGGCAGUUGGGGCUGCGAAGUUGGGACAUGGGUGGUCCAGGCCGCAGGUGGUGCUCCUGCUGUAUACUCUGGUGCGAGUUGCGGCAAAUGUGUGCGUGGUUGGUGCGCCUGUUUCAGUCUACGCGCCCAUCACGACUUCCGAGCCGCGUUUGGAGCGUCGAAGUCCACGUACCGAUGAGAUGAUCGGUCGGAUUUUCGAUGCAGUCGCGAGACCUGUGGUUACGGGGCUAGGAGUCUACUGCUUCCUCUGCAAUAAGAGCCGUUUUUCGGAGAAAUUGCGGCUGCAUGUUUGGAGCAGGAGGACGAUUUUCUGCCUUGCUUGCUGCGCUACUGACCAAAGCGUGUUGCGUGACUUUCCCCAAGGACGUUACAGACUGCCAGCACGGAUUGGUUGUUACAUCUGGGAGACCGUGUGCAAUGCCUUGCAGGUUUACAUGACAAUCCUCAAGCUCAAAGCUUUGGGUUGGGGCUUCACGGCCUGGAGCUGCGAGGUUCUUCUCGUCAUCACUUUUAGUUGCUUGGCUCCUUCCUGUUUGUACGAGCUGAUCGUUUACCCCAAUUGGUUGGCCUCUAUGUUCGUUAAAGUCUCUUUAUUCACUUUCGUCUUGACUUUUCUUGUGCAGAGCUUGGCGCUGUGCUCCGCAGCCGCCUGUGCUUUGCUCCAUGGUGGAAGUGAUGAAACCAUUCAGUGCUCGGCGUACUGCUUGUGCCUGAACGGAAUACUAGCAGUUGUGGGGCCUGCUCUCAGCAUGUGGUCAUGGAUGUCCAUGGUUCGCGAUGACUAUUUUGAUAUUUAUUUCGCUGUGUGGGUGGUGUCGAUUGAUGUCGGCCUCCAAGUGCUUGCCACCCUUUUGCUGAGCGGCUUGAUUGGCCCGAAAGGCUGGGAUAGGCCCAUGGAAGCCUUCCGCAGGUUGGGGCACCUCUCGGGCUUCGGCUUGGCAUCGAGUCGGAUCGCUUUUCCGGGCAAGAUCAACGCAAGAGCCACGCAGUGCAUCGUGUCUUUUCCGGGAAAGUACAGCACCCAGUGGGACAAUGCCGUGGCCAACGUUCAACAGUUUGAAGAUUGCUCUUUGGCUUGCGUGUUCUUGACCAACGCCGCUUCAGGCUUGGGGUGCCAUACUGACAACCCCGACACGCCAGGGCACUGCUGGUGCCGGAUGAUUUAUGGAGAGCUGCCGGCAGAGACGUAUCUCAGCGUGGUGGACUUGAAGGAUGGCGCUGAUGGAGUUCUGGCCAAAGAGAAGCCUUGCCGCGUUUGUUGUUUCGCUUUGGCCAUGUCUGGAGAUUUGCACGAUAUAGGCACAUUGCAAGCGGGUGGGGGGUACUAG